Molecule: messenger RNA, 897 nt
Organism: Brettanomyces nanus
Lineage: Eukaryota; Fungi; Ascomycota; Pichiomycetes; Pichiales; Pichiaceae
Exons: 2
Coding region: 1-897 (298 amino acids)
Biological process (GO): peptidyl-lysine trimethylation; peptidyl-lysine monomethylation
Molecular function (GO): protein-lysine N-methyltransferase activity
Source: RefSeq, a predicted model, not a curated record
AUGAAGACGGUGCCCUUAACAUGGAUGUUUAGUGACCACGGUUCUAGAUUUGUUGAGAUGCUUCCCAGUACCACUGCCAAGUAUGUGAAAUCACAGCACAGACAAUUUUUAUGUGAUUAUUCCAAAGUAGUAGAAUUCAUUCACCUCUAUAAAACGAAGCUGAAAAUCACACGGUCCGAGUUUCUAUGGGCUUGGCUUGCAUGUAAUACAAGAUGCCUUUAUAUGGAAUUACCCAAUUUUUUACAUUGCAAUGUUAAGGAAAACUUUACCUUAGUUCCUUAUGUUGAUUUCUUGAAUCACACGUUGGAAGAUCAUUGUACCAUCAGCAUUAAUAGCCAGUGUUUCUCGGUAACAACAGCAAAAUCUCACUAUGGUAAAUCUGAGCAGCUCUUUUUCAGUUAUGGUGCUCAUAGCGAUAAGAUUCUUCUCUGUGACUAUGGAUUUAUGCUGCCAUACGGGCAAAAUCGAUGGAACGAUCUGGAUAUUUCCUCUAUUAUUCUUAAAUUGUUGAAGCCACAUCAGAAACUGUUUCUACAAAACGAAAACUACUAUGGUGAUUAUACAAUCACUAAGGAUUCGCUUUCAUUCAGGACAGAGAUAGCACUGGCUACACUUCAAGAGAAGGAUAAUACUUUUAUACAGUUGGGACUUUCCAAACAAUUCAAGUGUCCGGAAAGACUCAGGAAACUUAUAGAUGGCUAUAGUGACGGUAACUACUACAAAAAUAGGUCAGAACAGUUGAUGGAAAAAAUAAGGAGAAAAAUAAAGGACUACUACCAAAAACAACUAAUGGUUGCAAAACAAAUGGAUUCGUCAAUAACAACAGAUAAGGUUAUUAAAUCCAGGUUGAACACAAUCAAGGCAUGCUACCUAAAUAUUCUUCUUAUACUUAGUUGA